AAUAUGUGAGGAGAGCUGCCGACCAACUUCCCUGAACACACUCAAACCGAAUUGUCAGAGAAGUGUCGGAGAGAUUUCGCUAACGUUGUUAGACGUCUUCAGUCAUGAGGUGCAGCAUUAGGUUAGCCUAUCUGCUGCUGUACAACCUGGUGCAGUUCUCCGGGAACACGUGGAUAUUUGCCAACAUGACGGCCCGAUUCGUCUUCUUCGGGAGAGGUGCUCAGGCGGACACCUUCUACUCGGUGGGGGUAAUCAUGAGUCUGUGUCAGCUGCUGUCUGUGCUGGAGCUGUUCCACAUCGCAGACGGCAUCGAGAAGGGACGACUCUUCCCACGCUUCGUCCAGGUGGCGGAGAGGAACCUGUUGCUGUUCGUGGUGUUCGUCAGUGUGGAGGAGUUCCAGAGCAACCCCCUGGUGUGUGUGCAGUUCUGCCUAUGGAACAUCCUGCAGCUGCUCAGGUAUCCCCAUGGGCUUCUGUGUCUGGUCAGCACUCCCUCAGCUAACACCCUGUGGGCGCGAUACACUCUCAGCAUUCCUGUCUACGUGCUGUCAGUGCUCACCGAGGGGCUCAGUAUUUGGCAGGCGCUGCCGCACUUUGAGGGCGGGCUGUUCUCGGUGCAGCUGGAGGAGCCGGUGCAGGUGCUCGUCUACUUCCCCUACGUGCUCAUGGCCUACCUGCCCCUGCUGGCUACAGCUGCCAGCGUGACCGUGUGGCUUCUGCUGAAGGAGAGGAAACAGCAGCUGGACAGCUGGAACAAGAAGCUCAAGAGGAAGUGACAUCGCUGCGGCUGGCACCUGACUUCCUCUCUGAGGUCUCUGGAAGUUUAUGGAGUUUGAAUGGGAAGACGUGACUUUGUGUGCUCGUGUGCGCCACUACAUGCAUGCAUAUUGUGUCCCAACAAAACACAGAUUUACCUGCAAGUUGCUUCAGAGAAGUACUAGAUCAACGACCACCAAUGAGGGAUUUAGUUAGUAUUUUCAAAAAUACUAAGCUUAGCAUACAAAGCUACCUAGCAUGUUAGCAGAAAUCCUAUGGUUUACUAGCAUGCUAAGAUGAGCAUAAGCGCUAGUGAUUGCUAGUGAGCAAAUCGCUAGCAGCAAGCUAACAACACCGACACCACUGAACUGCCCAAGGUCUGCAACGCAACUCAACAAUGAAAUCUGAUUGGUUUGAACCUUUUGACUAACAAUUGUUUUGUCCAGUCAGAAUCCCAGAAAAUGGUAAAACAAAUAACGUAAUUAUGAAAAGUAUAUCACCCCAAACCAUAUAGAUCAUGAUAAUUUACAGUAUUAAGACAAUCAGCCACAUGACCAUAUGGUUAUCAGCCGUCCCAUUAGAGCUCAUGCACCAUGACCUGCUCCCAUUGGCUAUCAGCCAUCCCGUUAGAGCUCAUGCACCAUGACCUGCUCCCAUUGGCUAUCAGCCGUCCCAUUAGAGCUCAUGCACCAUGACCUGCUCCCAUUGGCUAUCAGCCGUCCCAUUAGAGCUCAUGCACCAUGACCUGCUCCCAUUGGCUAUCAGCCGUCCCAUUAGAGCUCAUGCACCAUGACCUGCUCCCAUUGGCUAUCAGCCGUCCCAUUAGAGCUCAUGCACCAUGACCUGCUCCCAUUGGCUAUCAGCCGUCCCAUUAGAGCUCAUGCACCAUGACCUACUCCCAUUGGCUAUCAGCCGUCCCGUUAGAGCUCAUGCACCAUGACCUACUCCCAUUGGCUAUUAGCCGUCCCGUUAGAGCUCAUGCACCAUGACCUACUCCCAUUGGCUUGAAUGGGGAACAUUACUUUGGUGCUGUCCACCUACAGGAGGCCCCGCCAAAGAUCCUUAAUUAUUGACAAGAUAGAGCAACGUAAUGCAUCUCUAUGGAAGCAAAAUUCGAACAGUUCCUGUCUGCUUAAAGAGGCGUGUUGCAAAGACGUCAUAGUGGGAUAUCGAUCUCUGUCAGAUCGGCAAGCAGUUCAGUUCGAAUGUUAGCAGGUCUUAAAGGGGGAUUAAGCCCCCCCUCCCCCUUGUGAAGACAGAACGCGGAAAUUAUCGAAUGUUUGCACCUCUCGCUCCGCUUUAACCCUCUCUGGCCCCGCCCAGUGAGUCAACUUCCUGCCUCUGAAAAAGAAUGUUGGUGAAUGGGUGAUGUCACAGUCCUGCCAGUCCAGGAUUCUUACAGUAUAUGUCUGUAGACACAUUCAGACACCACAGCUCUAGGAAGGCAGUUCUACUAUCUACAAACUGGAAAGGCCACCCCUAGAACCACACACAGUUCUUCUAGCUACCAACUAGAGAGUACCCCUAGAACCACACACAGUUCCACUAACUACAAACUAGAGAGGGUACCCCUAGAACCACACAGUUCUACUAACUGGAGAGGGUACCCCUAGAACCACACAGUUCUACUAACUACAAACUAGAGAGUACCCCUAGAACCACACACAGUUCCACUAACUACAUACUAGAGGGUACCCCUAGAACCACACACAGUUCUACUAACUACAAACUGGAAAGGCCACCCCUAGAACCACACACAGUUCCACUAACUACAAACUAGAGGGUACCCCUAGAACCACACAGUUCUACUAACUGGAGAGGGUACCUCUAGAACCACACAGUUCUACUAACUGGAGAGGGUACCCCUAGAACCACACAGUUCUACUAACUGGAGAGGGUACCUCUAGAACCACACAGUUCUACUAACUGGAGAGGGUACCUCUAGAACUACACAGUUCCUAGAAGUAAUUAGAAACAGUUCAAAGAACAAAAACGGAAACGAACACGAGAACGGGAACAAAACCAAUUCCACUUGUUCCAGAGUGAAAGCGCUAUUUUCAAUCUUAGGUAGCCGGUUAAUAAUGAUAUUUAUCGUUCCAAUUAACCUCUCUUUGAAUAUCAUUCAAAAGUCCAUAGGUUUGGAAAGUCACCUGCCCACACAGUGUUCCCCAGACCCCUUAUAGGAUAAAAUUAGUCAGAUUUUAUGAAUCAGUGCCCCUGAAUCAAAGGCUAGACCUACACGUUGAUUUUCAUAUCCAACACUAGCUAAUUGCCUUUUCCAAGUACGGUAUGUAACCUAAAUUACUGAAAUAUUGUGUCAAAAUGACAUAUGUUCCUAAUGUCUCUGGAAGCCUAUCUAUAGGCCUGUCAUGCUGUUGGUAGCACCUGGGCAAAGCAAGGACACUUUCUGCACCUGAAGUUAGGCUAUCAGACAAUUAAGAUCUAAUAUUAUUGGCCAUCAGACAUUUAAGAUCGAAUUUUAUAGGCGUAGGCUAGUUGCCUACUUCCAAAUCUUUUUGAAUUUUAAAAAAUGCUGCUUCUGCUGCCAAGGCAUGCAGAUCAGCUAUGGUUCCUAAGCGCAGGGAAAAGACCCCAGAUCAGCUAUGGUUCCUAAGCGCAGGGAAAAGACCCUAGAUCAGCUAUGGUUCCUAAAGACCCUUCCUCAAUAGGCGCUUACAACUUCUAGGAACUGCUGUCAGAGGAACUCUUUAAUCCCCAGUUCCAUGCUGCCCGAAUGCGCACAAAACAGGGUUCUAGGAACUGCAUGUUCUAGGAACUGCGUGUUCUAGGAACUGUGUUCUAAGAACUACAUGUUCUAGGAACUGUGUGUUCUAAUUGGAACUGUAUGUUCUAGGAAUUGUGUUCUAAUAGGAACUCUAUGUUCUAAUAACUACAUGUUCUAGGAACUGUGUAUUCUAAUUGGAACUGUAUGUUCUAGGAAUUGUGUUCUAAUAGGAACUCUAUGUUCUAAGAACUGCAUGUUCUAGGACCUGCAGAAAGUUCCUCCGGUGCGAAAGGGACUGCUCUGAGGCAUCAGUCUCCAUGGAAACCAUUCCUUUGGCCUUGCAUUGCACCAGCAACACACAUACUCUGGAGGGUGCCCUACACACACACACACACACACACACACUGUAAAGUGCUUUAUUAAAUGUAAUGUUUAACGUAAUAUGUUGUAACAGGCCCACGCAGUAGCUUCUGUAUUUCAUUGUGUGUGUGUGUGUGUGUGUGUGUGUGUGUGUGUGUGUGUGUGUGUGUGUGUGUGUGUGUGUGUUCUAUUGCUGUAAGUCAUUUUGGAUAAACGCAUCUACCAAGUGAAUAAAUGUCAAUGUAAAAUGUGUGUGUGAGAGUGAGUAUGUGUGCGUGCGAAUGUGUGUGUGUGUUAAAGUGAAAGUCGCUUUAAAUAGAAUCAUCUGCUAAAUUAAUAAAUGUAAAUAGAAAAUGUGUGCGCGUGCGUAUGUAUGUAUACAGUGUGUGUGUGCGCAUGCGUGGGUAUGUAUACAGUGUGUGUGUGUGUGUGUGUGCGUGUGUGUGCACGUGCGUGUGUAUGUAUACCGUGUGUGUGAAAGUGAAGGUGGCUUUGAAUAGAAUAGUCUGCUAAAUGAAUAAAUGUUGUUAUUGUUAUUUA
Molecule: messenger RNA, 4381 nt
Organism: Sardina pilchardus (European sardine)
Lineage: Eukaryota; Metazoa; Chordata; Actinopteri; Clupeiformes; Clupeidae
Gene: hacd4
Product: 3-hydroxyacyl-CoA dehydratase 4
Exons: 7
Coding region: 105-776 (223 amino acids)
Biological process (GO): sphingolipid biosynthetic process; very long-chain fatty acid biosynthetic process; fatty acid elongation
Cellular component (GO): endoplasmic reticulum membrane
Molecular function (GO): 3-hydroxyacyl-CoA dehydratase activity
Source: RefSeq, a predicted model, not a curated record